Messenger RNA from Ailuropoda melanoleuca (giant panda), 3366 nucleotides. Its product is annotated as tensin-3-like. Gene Ontology annotation, molecular function: protein binding. The transcript is spliced from 4 exons. The coding region runs from base 582 to 959 and encodes 125 amino acids. Lineage: Eukaryota; Metazoa; Chordata; Mammalia; Carnivora; Ursidae. Gene Ontology annotation, cellular component: focal adhesion. The record is from RefSeq and is a predicted model, not a curated record.
UGUCUCCGGUCACACCGACCUCACACACACCUCAAAGUCCCCCAUCAGCUUCUGCAUGAGCUGCAGGGAUCCAGGCUCAGAGGGCUGGUCGGGCUCUUUACUAAGCCCUGUUCACACUCGACAGUUUGCUUUCCCCAAGAAGCGCCCAGCCCCAUGGCAGCUCGGGGACGCAACCCAGACAGGAUGGGCUGACCUGUGCCUUCCUCAUGCAGCCUCUGCUCUGAGUCGCAUGCCUCAUGCAUCGUCCCCGCUCCUCCGGGGGCCGUCACUUCCAGUUCUCGGUGCAGGAUGGUUCCUUGGAGUUCUGGCUCUCACGCUUCCCUCUCGCAUGUCUCCUGACCUGCAGUGGUGCCGCGGACCCACACCCACCCUGAGGCUGGGGAGGGGUCUCCAGCCCCACUGGGGAUGUGGCAGCAGGAGAAGCGGGAGGCUCCUGGGAUGAGGCCUCAGGGCACGUGUGUCCCUGGUCCCUCCCCGUCCACGCCUAUGGAAUGGGGGUUCGAGGGCUUUGCCUUCGGUGAACACCCUGCUUCCCUGGGUGUCUUGCAGCCUGCAACGUGUGGUACCUGAACUCUGUGGAGAUGGAGUCGCUCACGGGCCACCAGGCCGUCCAGAAGGCCCUGAGCCUCACCCUCGUGCAGGAGCCGCCUCCCCUGUGCACGGUCGUGCACUUCAAGGUGUCGGCCCAGGGCAUCACCUUGACGGACAACCAGAGGAAGCUCUUCUUCCGGAGGCACUACCCCGUGAGCAGCGUGAUUUUCUGCGCAUUGGAUCCACAGGACAGGAAGUGGAUCACGGACGGCCCCUGCUCGAGAGUCUUCGGGUUUGUGGCCCGGAAGCAGGGCAGCGGCACGGACAACGUAUGCCACUUAUUUGCGGAGCAUGACCCAGAGCAGCCUGCCAGUGCCAUUGUCAACUUUGUGUCAAAGGUCAUGAUCGGUUCCCCUAAGAAGAUCUGAUCCCCAGCCAGCCAGAGCCUGGAGCGGGGCUGCGGCGUCCGCCGUGUAGCAGCUGGCCAGCCUGCCGCUCCAGCCCCGGGAGGGAAAGGGGCUCCCCCGGCUUCGCGGACACGAGGACACACGGCCCCCUGCCUACUGUCCUUUCCUGAAAGACUGUUCACCGACACAUCUCUGUAGCCGAGCGCUUUCCAGGUGGAGGAAAUUGGGCUCCACGCUGGCAGGGGCCGUGCAAGGACACAGGCCCCCGUGUUCCUUGCACGCCGGCGUUUGUGCGAAGGAGGGCUCCUGUCCACCCAGCACCCGGUGGAGGGAGGCCUCUCUCCUCCACGACAGAGACGCUAGCUCACCGAGAAGGGGAUGCACGUUUGAUGAAGGUCUGUGCAGGUCAGGCCCUUCCGGAACUCUGGGGGCACGAGCGAGGGGGUGACACGAUGGCUGUGCGGGCCAGGAGGACCACCUGGUCCCUGGGGAGGGGCACCGUGUUGCCCGAGAGCCCCUGCCCGGCAGGUGGCAGUGGCACCAGCCUCCCCCUCACAUUCUGGCUCUGAACGGCAUGUUGUCCGUGAGAGAAGGAACAUGGAAGUGAAAUGUCUUUUCCUGUAAUUUAUAUUCCACUUAUGCCAAAUUAUUUAUGAUAAAUUGCUGGGCAGGACGGGGUCCCACUGCUGAGGGCUGCCAAGCCGAGCCCAUGCCCACGACCGAGGGCCGCGUCCCCCACGGGCCGGGCUCCGCAGCCUUGACCACCCCAACGCUUGCUGUGGACAGCUCCCGUCCGGGCGGCGGAUGGCGUCCUUUCUGGGGAGGAAGGUUCCCGAGGGUCGGUUACAUAUGGCUGGAGACUCGGCCCUGAUCUCCACAGCUAUUCUUGACCCUCCGUGAGCCAUUGGCCGCUUGUCCCUGCCUCUGCGGCCCCCACUGGGAUCCUGUUUCUGGCAUCCUGAGCAGAGGAGGGAGAGGAGGAAGAUGAUGCCUCCCAGCCCUUCUGAGCUGAGAGCCGCUCCUCUUCAUCCCCCAAGCGACCGAGUCGGGGUGCCAUUCACGCCAAGGUUUCCGCGCACAUCCCCCAGCUGGGAGGUGGGGCUGGUGACGCGUACCGGAGGCUCGGUCUCCUCCCGCACAGCGGCUCUGGGCCCCCGGGAGCUGCCCACUCUGCCUGACUUGCCAAAAUCAAGACCAACUCUCAGGCCCCCCAGGAGUGGCCAGAGGGCACCACACCAGGGGUGGAAACGUGCAUUGUGAGUUCUCUGUGUUAAAUGGGUCACGUGGUGACUCGAAGCGCUAGAGGCCACGAAUCGCAGGGGCGCUGCUGAAAGCAGGUGGACGGGUCCACCGUCUAGCUCCUAUUGACGCCCCAAACAUAAGUGCCUCAUUUCUGUGCCAAAUGUUUGCCUUGGUCUUCGCGGACCUUCUUCCCUGACAGGUGUUGGUGUGGCUGUGCAGGAACGUGCUGGCGUCUCCCAGCGGCCCCGCGGGCCUGGUCCUCAGCAGAGGCGGCUGGCAUCUCGGGAUUCCAUUUGUGGCAGAAAUUCGGCCCAGGGGACCUGAGGUGCCGUCCCCAAGAGGCGCCUCAUCCCGAGGUGGCUUCUAUCCAGUUUGACCCAAAGACCGCAGGUCAGGUCCCUCAUCCUUCCGAUGAAGGAAGAGAGGGCUCAUUUAGAAACGGAGUGCGGGCAGGUGUGGGAUAGAGAAGCACAAGCUGGCGGAUGACGCGGCCAUCGGGGCCUCCCGUGCAGUCCUUGUCAGAGCAUUCAAGAAGCCGUACCCCCUUGCUUUUGAGACGGACCGGCCAGCUGUGGCUUUUCCUUGCAGUGGCCGCGGCGUCAGGAAGUUUGCUCCCUCUACGGAGCCGAGGGAAGCCGAUUCCCCGGUUCCUGAUGAGCUGGUACGACAGGUUUCUUCCUGUGUUACACGUGCAUCACACAGAACAAGAGGAAUCCAUGAACUCGGGGCUCAGACGGCAGGGAGCCCCACUCCCACCCCACCCCCACUCAGGCUCGGGGACACUCCGUGGGAAGCUCUUUCCCUGGCACCUGGCCUCUGGGCGCCAUUGGGCAUGUGCUCCUGUCCCUGGGAGGUCAAGGGACCUGCUCUCCACCGCGUCAUAGCCAGGGUCCCCUUAACCCGCUCAUUUACCUGAUGCUGUAUUCCUCCAGUGUUAACCUAUAACCGUGGUAAGUCCCACCGCAUUUGAGGGUCCCCAUGUGUAUCCUCGGCGUCAAAGACCUCAUGUCUCCUUAGCUGCCUUACUUAUUAGUGGAUAUUUUUACUUUUCUUAUAUUGUAAAGAAUAUAUCCAGUAUGUAAAUGAAUGUUCUAUAAACCCUUUGUAUAGUCAUUUUCUCUGCUUUUCAGAUAUCAUCUCUAUUCAGAGUAUAAUAAAAUUAUAAACAUGGGAAAGCCUCGGUGAG